ACUUAAAGAAAAUGACUAACAUACGCCAUUACCAUCUUUCAUGUGGCUAACGUGCACACCCCAUCUCCUCUUCCCUCCCCAAGAUUACACCUGAAACCCCAACCUUCAAUUUUUUAACCUCCCUUUUAAUACUCCAACCCUCCCUUAACACCCCAAACCCCACACCCUCACUAACAUGCGCCUUCACCCUCUCCACCUUCUCUCCUCCCUCACCCUCACCGCCACCGCCACCACCGCGAUGUCCCCUCCCUCCUCGUCCUCCUCCCUCUCUCUCUCCAAACCCACCCCGUCCCCCCCCCACAAAAAACCCUCCAACCCCUCAUCAAACCCUAACCCUAAUUACUCCUCCCCCUCCCUAUGCAAUCAACACUCCCCGUUCCUAACCCUAGACCUCCUCAUCCUCGUCCUCGUCCUCUUCUCCGGCACCUUCCUCCUCACCUCCUACUUCUCCUACAUCUUCCACUCCCUCUCUCUCCUCCCCCCACUCCCCUCCCUCUCUCUCUCCUCCCCCUCCGUCCUCUACUUCCUCGGCUUCUCCCUCUUCUUUCUCGCCUCCAUCCUCUCCUUCGAGAUCUGCUGCGGGUUUCGAUCCAGAAAGUGCCAAAACCCCAGGUGCAAAGGGCUUAAAAAGGCGAUGGAGUUUGACCUGCAGUUGCAGACGGAGGAGUGUUUGAGAUCGUCGGCCGGGGGGUCGAGGGCGGUGAGGGAGAUCGACGAGCUGCCGUGGAAGGGGGGGAGUGAGGGGAACCCGGAUUAUGAGUGCCUGAGGGCUGAGCUGAGGAAGAUGGCGCCGCCCAACGGGCGGGCCGUGCUGCUGUUCCGGGCCAAGUGCGGGUGCCCGAUCGCGAAGCUCGAGGGGUGGGGCACGAAACGCGGGCGGAAGCACAAGAAGGGCCUGGCUCUAAAUGGAGGAGGAGACUAUCGCUGAUUGUUCAUGAUGGCUCCAUCAGCAGGGACCACGUACUUAUGUUUCUCCUUUUACUAUUAUAUCAUUUACAACCUUUCAAUUUGUGGACGUUCUUUCUUCCAGGAAACUUGUGCAAAUUUAGGAAGAUUCAUUUGAUCUUCGUGUCUUAAACAAUUGUCCUUGUAUGCACAUUCUGUCAUAGGAGAUUCUCUUUCCUGGGUGGAUACCAGAUUAUAGAUGCCAAUAAAUUAUAUGAAUUACAAAGUUGUUUA
Molecule: messenger RNA, 1179 nt
Organism: Rhododendron vialii
Lineage: Eukaryota; Viridiplantae; Streptophyta; Magnoliopsida; Ericales; Ericaceae
Exons: 2
Coding region: 176-928 (250 amino acids)
Source: RefSeq, a predicted model, not a curated record